CCAACCCCUUGUUCAAUUUGUAACUGGGAGCCCUGACAGCAUUGGCCGUGUAUUUCACUAUAGGCGCUCCCGGCUAACAGACAGAACUGCCGACCAAUGAGAAGAGACAAUGAGGCUAGCGACUGCAGGUAUUGGUUGUAGCAUUGCUGGGCUUCUGGGCUUCUGUAGCGCUCUCUGACAAGGAACCAGCUGCUGUCUGAAGCAAACAACGAACAAAUAGAAUAUCUGUAAGCAGGGUCAGGAGAACCAACUUAACUUUUUCUUCUGCAACGGAAUGAAAGUCAAUGUAGAUAUGAAGCGAUCUAUGCAUAUUAAAAGGACGAGACCUCCUGACUGAUCAGAGUUUUCCAUACUGUCAUUGCUGAAGCUGUGGGUCAGCAACCACCGAAGCCAUGAUCACUGUGACCGAGCUCAGAUUUCUGGCAGACGCUCAAACAUCUUAUCACAUUUUAAAGCCAUGGUGGGAUGUAUUUUGGUAUUACAUUACUAUGGUUAUGUUAAUGAUUGCAGUGUUAGCAGGCGCACUGCAACUCACCCAAAGCAGAAUGCUGUGCCUUCCCUGUAAAGCUGAAGUGGACAAUCAGUGUGUACAUCCUUUGGAACCAGUGCUUAGACAUAUUAACUUAUCAUCUGCUUCUGCAGUUCAGGCAAUUCCAUCGUUAGGCAUUCAGAAUGACCUUCACCGCCAACAGUAUGCUUACAUUGAUGCAGUAUGUUAUGAGAAACAGCUUCACUGGUUCGCCAAAUUCUUCCCCUACCUUGUGUUUCUGCACUCAAUAGUCUUUGCAGUUUGCAGCAACUUCUGGCUUCACUAUCCAAGUACAAGUUCUAGACUGGAGCAUUUUGUAGCAAUUCUUUAUAAAUGUUUUGAUUCCCCAUGGACAACACGGGCUUUGUCAGAGGCAGUUGCUCAACAAUCAAUAAAACCACAGCAUCGGAGAAGAUCCCAGCUUAUGACUUCUACUGGUACUGAAGACGCAGAGACUCGCAGGCAAUCACUGCAGCCUGGAAUUGAGUCUUCAGCAGUAGAUGAUGAUGCCUCAGGUGUCCUAGACAAAAAAGAAGGUGAACAAGCCAAGGCUUUGUUUGAGAGAGUUCGUAGGUUCAGGUUCCAUGUUGAACAAAAGGAUAUUAUAUACAGAUUGUAUAUGAAGCAAAUUGUAGUUAAAGUAGUUGCACUCAUUGUGAUAAUUGCAUACGUGUCUUAUUACUUGAUGAAUAUAACAUUUGAAAUUGACUGCAUUAUUGAUAUUCAAGCAUUUACAGGGUACAGGAGAUACCAAUGUGUUUACUCUCUUGCAGUAAUUUUCAAAGUGCUGGCUACAUUUUAUGUUUUUCUUGUGCUUCUGUACGGUUAUGCCUGCUUUCAUAGUCUGUGGUGGAUGCUUAGAAGUUCUCUCAAGCGAUAUUCAUUUGAAGCAGUGAGAGAAAAAAGCAAUUACAGUGACAUUCCAGAUGUACAAAAUGACUUUGCCUUCAUCCUUCACUUAGCAGAUCAAUACGAUCCCUUGUACGCCAAGCGGUUUUCGAUAUUUUUGUCAGAGGUGAGUGAGAACAAAUUGAAACAAAUUAAUCUCAACAAUGAAUGGACAGUGGAAAUGCUGAGAAAUAAGUUACGGCGCAGUUCUAAAGACAAAGUGGAGCUUCAUAUGUUCAUGUUGAGUGGGUUGCCAGACAAUGUCUUUGAACUUAACGAGAUUGAUGUACUGAUCUUGGAACUUAUACCAGAUGCCAAACUGACGCCUAUGAUAACCCAACUUGUAAAUCUUAAGGAACUUCAUAUUUACCAUUCCACACUUACUGUAGACUUGCAGGCACUUAGCUUCCUUGCAGAGAACCUGGAAACGCUGCAUUUAAAAUUCACUACAAUGGAGAAGAUUCCAUCCUGGCUUUUUCUUUUGAAAAAUUUGAAGGAAUUGUACUUAGCAGGAUCACUUGACAAUUACAGUUAUUUUUACAUUGAAGGCCUUCAGGACUUGAAGAACCUGAAAUCUCUUUAUUUGAAGAGCAGCCUUCCCAGGAUCCCUCCUGUAGUCACAGAAUCAUUGCCAUCACUGGAGAAACUGUCUAUUAAUAAUGAAGGGAACAGACUGAUGGUCUUAAUCAGUUUGAAAAAAAUGACCAACCUCGCUUGCCUGGAACUGAUCAACUGUGACUUAGAACGAAUUCCACACUCCAUUUUCAGUCUCCGAGAACUGCAGGAGAUUGAUUUUAGAGGAAAUAAUUUUAAGACGAUUGAGGAAAUAAUUAGCUUUCAGCAUCUGCAGAAAUUGACCUGUUUGAAGCUGUGGCACAAUUCUAUUGCUUACAUUCCAAUUCAGAUCGGAGUUCUAGCAAACCUAGAACAGCUCUACCUAAAUCACAAUAACAUUGAAAUGGUGCCUCUUCAACUGUUCUUAUGUAACAAGCUCCGGGUUCUGGACUUAAGCUAUAACAAUUUAUCCUUUAUCCCAGAGGAAAUACAGCUAUUAAAGAACCUUCAGUAUUUUGCUGUGACCAAAAACAGUAUUGAAACGCUGCCUGAUGGACUAUUUAAAUGCAGCAAACUUCAGUAUUUAUUACUUGGAAAAAACAGCUUGAUGAGCAUCUCCCCACAAGUUGGCGACCUUAUGAACCUCAUUAAGAUUGAGCUUAUUGGUAACCAAGUUGAAUCUCUUCCUCCUGAAAUAGAAUCUUGCCAGUCUCUAAAACCAAAUUGCAUUAUUGUGGAAACACAUGUGUUACGUACCCUUCCAUCACUUGCAAAGGAAAAUCUCAAACCGUUACAGAGAGAGAAGAUGUCAUGAAGAAUAUUGUUGUUAAAUUGUAUUGCUCUUGUUAUUUAACGGUACAAAGUGGUGGUAGUUCUUUCUUCUUGGAUUUGGAGAUACAACCCUUGUAGAUAUAUCCAUAUAUAAUGGAUCAACGCAGCAAAUGUGCAUAUUUCCAACAUAUUGGAGCACUGUUCUCAGGACUUCCUGCCCUGGAGUGUGUAUAUUUGUUUG
Xenopus tropicalis (tropical clawed frog) is the source of this 2984-nucleotide messenger RNA. RefSeq names its product leucine rich repeat containing 8 VRAC subunit B (gene lrrc8b). The transcript is spliced from 4 exons. The coding region runs from base 393 to 2786 and encodes 797 amino acids. Gene Ontology annotation, cellular component: plasma membrane. NCBI's taxonomy places the organism in Eukaryota, Metazoa, Chordata, Amphibia, Anura, Pipidae. The record is from RefSeq and is a predicted model, not a curated record.